Catharus ustulatus (Swainson's thrush) is the source of this 1432-nucleotide messenger RNA. RefSeq names its product adenosine deaminase tRNA specific 2 (gene ADAT2). Gene Ontology annotation, cellular component: nucleus; cytoplasm. Lineage: Eukaryota; Metazoa; Chordata; Aves; Passeriformes; Turdidae. Gene Ontology annotation, molecular function: zinc ion binding; tRNA-specific adenosine-34 deaminase activity. The record is from RefSeq and is a predicted model, not a curated record. Gene Ontology annotation, biological process: tRNA wobble adenosine to inosine editing. The transcript has 6 exons. Bases 53 to 586 code for a protein of 177 amino acids.
AGGCGGCGGCGGCACCGCCCGCGGUGCCCCGGAAACAGCGCCCGGGCCCGGCAUGGCCGAGGAGGGGGAUGUGGCCGUGCUGGCCUGGAUGGACCAGGCGCUUGACGUGGCCAAAGAGGCGCUGGAGAAAGGGGAGGUUCCCGUGGGCUGCCUGCUGGUCUACAACGGCGAGGUCAUAGGCAGGGGCAGGAACGAGGUCAACGAGACGAAGAACGCUACUCGACAUGCAGAAAUGGUGGCAAUCGACCAGGUCCUUGACUGGUGCAAGCAACACAAGAGGGAUUACAGGGAAGUGUUUCCACAGUUGGUGUUGUAUGUAACUGUAGAGCCCUGUAUCAUGUGUGCAGCUGCCCUGCGCUUGAUGAAAAUUCCACGGGUUGUGUAUGGCUGUCGAAAUGAGCGAUUUGGAGGCUGUGGCUCCGUUUUGAGCAUCUCAUCUGAUGAUAUGGUGGACUCAGGAGACCCAUUUGAAUGCUCUUCUGGCUAUCGUGCUGAAGAAGCAGUGCAGUUGUUAAAAGCUUUCUACAGACAAGAAAAUCCCAAUGCACCAAAAUCAAAAGUACGGAAAAAGGAUCGUCGUCAGUAGCCCUACGCUGGUGGGACACAGAAACUUACCAAACAAUUAUAUGUGAAGGUUUCUUCAGCGUGCUGCUUUUUUAAAAUGCACAGUUCAAUCAAACUAUGUUUAAUAUUCUGUGCAGAGUUUUUACUAAUAGAAUACUUAGUACCUGUUCCUGCAUUUCUAUAUUUAUGGUUUCUUGUUAUCAUGACAAAAGAGUAAAUGGCUGAUUUUAGAAAGAGGGAAAUUGGUGGUUCAAGUCCACUUGGCUUGUUUACAAACAGAUCCAUUAAAAUGGUGCUUUUGUACAGCACAUUCUAGAUUUUUUUUUUCUUCUGUGUAUGGAGAAGCAUCUUGCUUUUCAAUAGCAAAUGUUUGCUUAGGCAAGCAAGUAACUCUCUUGGAAGGUUACAUUUUUAAGUCCUAUGCAAUCUGUGUGUGUAUAUUUAUUCAAAAGGCAUAUAAAGAAAUUUUACAGUCCUUGAAGACUUAGGACCAUUGCAAAUGUUUCCUCAUUUUUUCCUAUCUUAGCACAAGCCAGAUUAUUAGAGGUAGUUUCUGAAAGCUUCUUACCUGUGUAGACAGGGACAUAACACACAAUCACAUGUCUGGUUUUGUGUGCUGUUGCUUAAUCAGGAUAAGCAAAUAUCACUUGGCUGCACAACACCUUCAUACAAAGUUGUGGAGAAACUCUCCACGGCUCUCCUUGGACUGUCCACUCCUCUUGUGAAUAUCAGUGUAAGGAAUACUUUAUAACAAUCCACUAAGAAGUUGUUCUCAGCUCCUAAAUUACAGUAACCCAGAUGGGCAGAUGCAAGUGAAAACCAGGAAAUGAAGUUGGUAAUAAUAUGAAUAAAAUAUAUAAGAUAUUUA